Molecule: messenger RNA, 843 nt
Organism: Hydra vulgaris (swiftwater hydra)
Lineage: Eukaryota; Metazoa; Cnidaria; Hydrozoa; Anthoathecata; Hydridae
Source: RefSeq, a predicted model, not a curated record
AUGCAUUGUGUAGAUGGAACAACUACCAUUGCUAAUCCAGAUCUUACUUUAAAUAUGGGAUAUAAUUCUACUAAUAUUAAGCCAAGAAAGAGUUUAAAUAAACGUUGUCCAAAAUCAAAUUUUUUACUUUUGAAAGGUAUUAGCACAAAAUGUAAUGACACUAAUAAUACAACUGAAGAUAAUACUAAUGAGUUAUGCAGUAAUAAUAACAAUAAUGCAAUUUAUCUACCACCGCCAAGCUGUGAACAUUCAUAUGCUAGCCAGUCAUUGCUAAAUAUGUGUGAAGGAUCAUUUCUUCAAAAGCUUAGUUACUGGCGAGGACCAAAACAUGUUCAGAAUACUAGCAAAUUAAAGCGCAGAUUUCAGUCAACUAAAUAUAGAAAACUUUCUCAUCAUGACGAAUUUUUUUUAACACUUAUGCAACUUCGUCUUGGUAUUUUUAAUGAAGACAUUGCAGAACAAUUUAGAAUUUCUCCUACUACUUCUUCUUAUAUAUUUUCCACAUGGAUUAAACUUAUAAGCAAUGUGUUAGGUAGUGCUCUUAUUGUAUGGCUUCCACGUGAAACCAUCAGGGAAAAUUUGCCUAGGGUUUUUAAGAAUGCAGGAUAUGACAAGUGUUGUGUGAUUAUUGAUUUUGCUGAAAUUUUUAUUGAACAACCCAAGUCUCUCUUAGCUCAAGUCUCAACUUGGUCUAAUUAUAAACAACACAAUAUGUUUAUGUUUCUUGUAGGAAUUUCGCCUAGUGGUUUUAUCACUUUUUUAACUGAUUGUUAUGGUGGAAGAUGUUCAGAUAAUUUUAUAACAAAAGACAGUGGUUUUUAUGACUUGUUAGAGCGUGUCUGA